Rhincodon typus (whale shark) is the source of this 298-nucleotide messenger RNA. Its product is annotated as receptor-type tyrosine-protein phosphatase alpha-like. The transcript is spliced from 3 exons. The record is from RefSeq and is a predicted model, not a curated record. The annotation marks the transcript as partial. Lineage: Eukaryota; Metazoa; Chordata; Chondrichthyes; Orectolobiformes; Rhincodontidae.
AGAUGAAAUGCCCAUUAUCGCUGUAAUGGUAGCCCUCUCGUCACUGUUGGUCAUCGUAUUUAUUAUUAUAGUUCUGUAUAUGCUGAGGUUUAAAAAGUACAAGCAGGCUGGAAGUCAUUCAAAUUCUUUCAGGUUAUCCAAUGGCCGAACAGAUGAUACAGAGCUCCAGAGCAUGCCACUGCUUGCCAGGUCUCCAAGCACCAAUCGAAAGUAUCCGCCACUAUCUAUUGAGAAAUUGGAAGAGGAAGCUAAUCGACGAAUGGCAGACGACAACAAACUUUUCAGAGAAGAAUUUAAU